CUGUAGGGUGGUUGUAUUAAGCCAGUCGGUCAUUAGUGACGUAGCAGGUACAGAUCUGUAAAAGAAGACUUAAAUUUGGCUUCCAUUCUUCAAUUUCCGGCUCUCUGUUUUGUCUUCCCAGAUCAGAGCAGAUCCAGUAAUUGUCAGAUUCUGCCUCUGUAUCCAUGGAGACGGUGGGAGAAGGAGGAGAUGCUGUUUUUUUCUACAGGAGACUACGUCGUCGUUUUCUUACCAUUGACUGUCUCUUCUCUCAUGUCUUUCUUGUCUGUGGUUGUGGUGGUUGGUGGUCGAUGGUUUUCAUUUUUUCCUUAUUUUCUAUUUCUUCACAACUCUGUUUCUGUGUUGCUUCCUUUACUUCUUCUCCAACUCCAAAUACAUCCCCUACUUCCCCCAUUGAUCCACCGACAGGUCCUUUAAAUAGACAGAAAGACGAUCACUUUCACCGGAAAAUUGCAAUUGCAGUCGGUGUUUCAGCUGGGUUUCUUUUCUUCUUGUUGAUUCUGAUGGGUUUUCUUGCUACUUUCUUGCUUAGAUUGAGAAGGAAACGCAGACCCAGAAAGCAAAAUGUUGUGGGUAUUGAUGAUAAUGGUGUGAAUGAAGAAAAGGGAAAGAUUGUUGAUGAUGGGUUUGGUAAUGGUGUCAAGAAGUAUAAUUGGGAUGAAAUACUGAAAAUCACCAUGGAUUUCUCUAAAGUGGUUGGGUCUGGUGGGUUUAGUACUGUCUAUUUGGCUCGAUUACUUGGUUUAGAUUCAACAAUGGCGGCAGUCAAGAUCUUCACCAGUGACCAUCUGAACCGAGUUUUCAAGCAGGAGUUAGAAAUCUUGCUCAACCUUCAACAUGACAACAUUGUCAAGUUCUUGGGAUACUGUGACAAUGAAAAUAAUCAAGAUCAUGAAGAAGGUGCCUUAGUCUUUGAGUUUGUCCCCAAUGGAACCUUACAGGAGAAGCUUCAUGAAAUCGAAUCAGAUUCAAAGGUUCUUUCGUGGAGAAGACGCAUGGCCAUAGUUUUCCAACUAGGACAGGCAAUUGAGUAUCUUCACGAACACUGCAGCCUCCAAAUCGUCCAUGGGGACAUCAAGGCUUCAAACAUACUUCUUGACCAAAACCUCAACUGCAAGCUCUGCGACUUCGGGUCUGCAAAGAUGGGUUUUUCUUCAAUGGUGAUGCCGUCCAAGAAAGUGAUGAUGGGUUCACCUGGUUACACUGAUCCCCACUACAUGCGAACCGGAAUUGCAUCAAAGAAGAACGAUAUCUACAGCUAUGGAGUCAUCAUUUUAGAGCUUGUGACUGGUAUGCAGGCGUUCUGUUCGACGAAAUGCCAGCUCUUGACCUCUGUUUUGGGACCUAAUCUCAGGGAUAUUGACCACUGUGAAGCGAAGAAGUUGAAGGAAAUGGUGGAUCCAUUACUGGGUAGUGAUUUUAACAUGGAAGAAGUAAGAGCUAUGCUUUCAAUCUCUUCCCGUUGCCUUGGACAAUCCCCAACUCUCAGGCCUUCAGCUACCCAAAUCUUGCUUGAUAUGAAGGACAGUGUUUCUUCCAUCUCCUUCCUCUCCUCACCUGAGAAGAAGUGAAGAACUCACCUGCAUAACCACAAAUUUAUGGGUUUUCAAUUUUUUUUUCUUGUGUUAGUUUCAAAUUGUUGUUUACAUGUUAAAAUCAUAAAACAGCCGCCACCACUGUGGAAGAGCCAUGGGUGUAGCUUUUGGAGCUUUUUUUUUAGUGGGUUAGGAGAUACUGGGAAGAUAAUGAUUGUCUAAAAUUUGUUAAUAUCUCAUUUGUAAGUAGAUCGUUUGUAACAUAAAACCUAUACAAACAUGCAUGUGUGUUGAUGUAUUCUACAAA
Tripterygium wilfordii is the source of this 1842-nucleotide messenger RNA. Its product is annotated as probable receptor-like protein kinase At4g10390. The record is from RefSeq and is a predicted model, not a curated record. Gene Ontology annotation, molecular function: protein kinase activity; ATP binding. The transcript has 2 exons. Lineage: Eukaryota; Viridiplantae; Streptophyta; Magnoliopsida; Celastrales; Celastraceae. Gene Ontology annotation, biological process: protein phosphorylation. The coding region runs from base 165 to 1571 and encodes 468 amino acids. Gene Ontology annotation, cellular component: plasma membrane.